AUGGCCCAAGUUAUUGUCGUCGGUGGCGGUCUCGCCGGUCUCUCUGCUGCUCACACUCUCCUCGAGCGUGGCGCUAGCGUCUUGUUGCUCGACAAGCAACCUUUCAUGGGUGGAAACUCUACCAAGGCCACCUCUGGUAUCAACGGUGCUGGAACCAACUCCCAGCGCCAUUUGAACAUCCCCGAUACUCCUGAGACUUUCUUCGCCGACACCAAGAAAUCCGCUCGUGAUCUCGCCCGUGACGACCUUAUCCGAGUCCUCACCUACAAGUCCGGCGAUGCUGUCAACUGGCUGCAAGACAAGUUCCAACUUGACCUCUCCAAGGUCGCUCGUCUCGGCGGCCACAGCCAGCCCCGUACUCACCGUGGUGAUGCCCAGUUCCCCGGAAUGGUCAUGACCUACGCACAGAUGGAGCGUCUCGAGGAUCUUGCUGUUUCGGACCCCGACCGCGUCAAGAUUAUCAAGAAGGCUCGCGUUACCAAGCUUCUCAAGGACGAGUCUGGAGCCGUCGUCGGUGUUGAAUACAGCCACGCUGACAAGACCCACACUGCCUAUGGCCCUGUUGUUCUCGCCACUGGCGGUUAUGCCGCUGACUUCACUGAGGACUCCCUCUUGAAGAAGCACCGCCCCGAGUUCUGGAACUUGCCCACCACCAACGGUGAGCACUGCACCGGUGACGGCCACAAGCUCGCCCUCGCUGCAGGUGCCAACGCCGUCGACCUUGAGAAGGUUCAGGUUCACCCCACUGGCCUCGUUGACCCCAACGAGCCCGACGCCAAGGUCAAGUUCUUGGCCGCUGAGGCCCUUCGCGGUGUCGGUGGUCUCUUGCUCGACAACACUGGUGCUCGGUUCGUCGAUGAGUUGCAGCACCGUGACUACGUCACCGGCAAGAUCUGGGAGAAUGGAAAGUACCCCAUCCGACUCGUCCUUAAUGGCCAGGCCUCCGAUGAGAUCGCCUGGCACUGUAAGCACUAUGUCGGUCGUGGCCUCAUGAAGCGAUUCGACUCUGGUGAGGCCCUCGCCAAGGAGUUCGGUGUCGCCCCUGCCGUUCUCAAGAAGACCUUCGAGGACUACAACCAGUCUGUCCGCACCAAGAAGGAUCCCUUCGGCAAGAAGUUCUUCCAGGGCGAAUGGAAAUUCGACGACUUCUUCCACGUCGCUAUCAUGACCCCCGUCCUCCACUACACCAUGGGUGGUCUCGAGAUCGACGCCGAGUCUCGUGUCCUCGGCACCAACGGCAAGCCCAUCCCCGGUCUCUUCGCUGCUGGUGAGGUUGCUGGUGGUGUCCACGGUGCCAAUCGUCUCGGCGGCUCCUCACUCUUGGGAUGCGUCGUCUUCGGUCGUGUCUCUGGUGACUCUGCCGCUUCCUACCUUCUCCAGACCCAGAGCGCUGCCGUCCGCAAGGCUGGUGGUCGUCUCGAUGCUUUGGCCGGCCAGCUCGGUGCUCCUUCAUCCCAACCUUCCCCCGCCGCCGCUCCCACCUCUGCCGCCGCUGCCCCUGUUGGAAAGACUGCUGAAGCCGAGUACACCGUCGAGGAAGUUGCCAAGCAUAACACGAAGGAUGAUGUUUGGGUCAUCAUCGACGGCCAGGUCCUCGAUGUGACUAACUUCCUCGCUGACCACCCCGGAGGUGAGAAGGCCAUCCUCCUCUACGCCGGCCGCGACGCCACCGAGGAGUUCAACAUGCUUCACGACGCCAAGGUCAUCCCUCGGUAUGCUCCCGACACCGUCAUCGGCCGAGUUAAGAAGCCAUGAGCAUGAGACGAACGCUUGCUUUCACUCCUGGACUAAAAGUAGCAUCGCACUCUGCUAGAUCCUCAUUACCAUCCAUUACCACUGCAAUAUUUAUCUACUACCCAAGUUAUAACCGGUGUAUUUUAGUACUUCGAUUUAUUGUAUUCUUUUAUUUCCCUCUC
Coprinopsis cinerea okayama7#130 is the source of this 1916-nucleotide messenger RNA. RefSeq names its product fumarate reductase. Bases 1 to 1755 code for a protein of 584 amino acids. Lineage: Eukaryota; Fungi; Basidiomycota; Agaricomycetes; Agaricales; Psathyrellaceae. The record is from RefSeq and is a predicted model, not a curated record. Gene Ontology annotation, molecular function: heme binding; oxidoreductase activity; FMN binding. The transcript has 5 exons.